ACACAAAAAGGCAAAAAAGGGUGGGGAAAAAUCUUGCUAAAUCAUCUCCAACAAAAUUAAGAAAAAUGAAAGGAUCAUCAUGGAAGCAGAUGUUGAUGCCUAGUGUAGGAAUGGUUAUUACAAUAAUAGCCAUAGUUACAAGUAUGAUAAUUAGCAAAAUAGCCAUGUCUAAAGGACUUAGUAGCUUCAUCAUUGUUGUCUACUCAAAUGCUGUUGCUACUCUCAUACUUUUUCCUCCUUCCAUCUUCAUCUUUAUAACAAGAUCAAGGAGUCAUCCAUUGACCUUCUCUGCUAUUUGGAGAAUCUUGAUGCUCGCUUUAAAUGGGUGUUUUGGGCAAAUAUGUGAUUAUGUUGGUAUAAGUUAUAGCUCUCCAACACUUGCCACAGCAAUGCUCAAUCUUAUUCCAGGUUUUACUUUCAUCCUUGCCAUUACUUUCAGGAUGGAAGUGAUCAAUUGGAAAAGUUGGAGUAGCUAUGCCAAAGCCUUUGGGACAUUUGUUUCAAUUGGAGGUGCAUUUGUUUUGACAUUUUAUAAGGGCCCUCCAAUCAUUAACCAACACUUAACUUCUACUUUCUCAUCUCAACAAAAUUGGAUCCUUGGAGGAGUUAUACUUGCUUGUGAGUCUAUGUCCACUUCACUAUGGUACAUUAUUCAGGCUUCAAUUCUUAAGAUAUACCAAGAAGAGAUGGUGAUAGUGUGUUUGUAUUGCUUCUUUGUGACCAUCAUAUCUACAUUAAUAUCCCUAGUGGUGGAGAGAAAUACAAAUGCUUGGAUCAUAUAUCUAGACAUUCGUCUCAUUGCUAUUCUCUACUCGGGUAUAAUUGGUAUAGCAUUUAGGAGUUGUAUGACAACAUGGUGCCUCAAGAAGACAGAUCCUCUCUUUGUUUCAAUGUUUAAGCCCUUUGCCAUUGUUUUUGCUAUCCUCAUUGGUACCUUUUGCUUUAGAGAUGCUUUCUACUUAGGAAGUUUGGUGGGAUCAGUGACCACAGUGAUUGGGUUUUAUGCUGUGAUGUGGGGAAAAACUCAAGAAAAAUACUAUGAGGGGAACAACUUAGAAACACUUGCUGAAAAUAAUGUCCCUCUGCUGCAAAAUGAGGCAUAAAUACGGUGUUUGAGUCAGCUCGUGUGCGCCUCAAUUAAUUUUAUGUGAUAUUUAUUAUCUUUCAUUAAACAACACAAAUACUGAAUCAAUUCAUUUCGAGGAAAGAAAUAAUUGUAUGUUAGUUGUAAA
Messenger RNA from Solanum lycopersicum (tomato), 1232 nucleotides. RefSeq names its product WAT1-related protein At3g28050-like. The record is from RefSeq and is a predicted model, not a curated record. NCBI's taxonomy places the organism in Eukaryota, Viridiplantae, Streptophyta, Magnoliopsida, Solanales, Solanaceae. Gene Ontology annotation, cellular component: plasma membrane. Gene Ontology annotation, molecular function: transmembrane transporter activity.